Messenger RNA from Oncorhynchus masou masou (cherry salmon), 934 nucleotides. RefSeq names its product focal adhesion kinase 1-like. Lineage: Eukaryota; Metazoa; Chordata; Actinopteri; Salmoniformes; Salmonidae. Gene Ontology annotation, cellular component: focal adhesion. Gene Ontology annotation, biological process: protein phosphorylation; signal complex assembly. The transcript has 5 exons. The record is from RefSeq and is a predicted model, not a curated record. The annotation marks the transcript as partial. Gene Ontology annotation, molecular function: protein tyrosine kinase activity.
AUGGCGGUCUAUUUGCUCUCCGACGUAGUCCCGUCAGGAUGUCGCCUCGCCUGGCACCUCUCUUACAGCCGCUUCCUCUUUCGAGUCCCGGUGAUUAGGGCCUCGGUCCUGAUUACCAGAACCAGAGACUGGACAUGCCCAGGCCGCCCCUACAGCCCAGGGCGCCCCUACGACCCAGGCCGGCCCUACGACCCAGGCCGGCCCUAUGACCCAGGCCGGCCCUACGACCCAGGCCGGCCCUACGACCCAGGCCGGCGCUACGACCCAGGCCGCCCCUACAGCCCAGGGCGCCCCUACGACCCAGGCCGGCCCUAUGACCCAGGCCGGCCCUACGACCCAGGCCGGCCCUACGACCCAGGCCGGCCCUACGACCCAGGCCGGCGCUACGACCCAGGCCGCCCCUACAGCCCAGGGCGCCCCUACGACCCAGGCCGGCCCUAUGACCCAGGCCGGCCCUACGACCCAGGCCGGCCCCCUACGACCCAGGCCGGCCCUACGACCCAGGCCGGCGCUACGACCCAGGCCGCCCCUACAGCCCAGGCCCGCCCCACUGCAGAGCUAGACCGUUCAGAUGAUAAGGUGUACCAGGCGGUCAUGGAGCUGGUCCAGGUGGUGGUGCAGCUGAAGAACGGCGUGAACACACUGCAGCCGGAGGAGUACAUCACCGUCAUCAAGUCUGUAGGGCUGACCUUAAGGAGUCUGAUACGCAGUGUGGAUGAUAUUCUGCCGACCCUCCACAAGUCCAUUAGGACAGAGAUCGAGGGGACCCAGAAGCUGUUGAACAACGACAUGUCAGAGUUGAUCAGUAAGAUGCGUCUGGCCCAGCAGAACGCCAUCACCUCUCUGAAGGAGGAGUGUAAGAAACAGAUGCUGACUGCAGCACACAACCUGGCCAUGGAUGGGAAGAACCUUCUGGAUGCUAGGACCAGGCCAG